CUUAUCAUCUACAUGGCCGCCGCAAGCCAAGAAACCCACGCCAGCGCAGUUCGUCCUCGUUCCUACCAAGACGAGAGCUAUCUGCACGGGUUUCUUGGAACUGUGGGGGACUUACAGAAGGAUGGGGUACUGCAGGAUGUCUUCCUUGAAGUCGAGGGACGGCGGUUUCCCUGUCACCGGCUUGUUCUAUCCGCGGCCAGCCCCUACUUCAGGGCCAUGUUUACAAGUGACAUGGCGGAAAGUCGUCAGAAGACGGUUGUUUUACAGGGUUUGGCUGAAGACAUGUUUGGGGAGAUCUUAAGUUACAUCUACUCAGGAACUCUCCAUGUGUCCAUGGACACAGUGCAGCCCCUGUACCAAGCAGCCGACCUCCUCCAACUGGACUAUAUGAGAGAUACCUGCAGCAGCUACAUGGCCAUGAAUGUGGAGCGCUCCACCUGUGUGGACCUGUACAAGUUUGCUGAUGUCUUUUCUGUGGAUAUUGUCAUGAAGAGUUGUCUGAAGUGGAAGGCCAGGCUCUUUACAGAGGUUGCCUCGAGCGAAGAGUUCUGCAGCCUGGGUGUGAAUGAGCUGACCGAGAUCAUAAGCCAUGAUGAGCUGGAUGUUAAAGAGGAGACAACAGUGUGGGAGGCUGUGGUGAGAUGGGUGCAGCACAGCAGGAAAGACAGACUCCGCCACCUACCCAGCAUCCUCCCUCACAUCCGCUUCAACCUGCUGACCUCAGACAACAUGGCAGCCAUCUUGGGACACCCCCUGGUUAGGGAGAAUCAUGGGAUUUCUGAGGUCAUCAGGCAUGUGGUGCAAAAAGGGAAACCCAACCUGAAGCCAAGGCUUGGGAUGACUAAAGAAAUGGUUCUGCUGUAUCAUAGGAAUUUGACUUCCAACGAGCUCCUCUUUAUGACCCCUCGAGAAGGUAAAUACAUCAGCUGCAGCUACAAGGCUGAAGUUCUUCCUCACAUCACAGACGUGACAGUCACCAGUGAUAACAACAUCUACAUUCUGAGUCGUAAUCGAGAGAGUAAUUAUAGCAGUCAAUUGUCUUUGCUUAUGUACAACCACGUGGGGAAUGUGUGGGAACAUGCUGGUAUGUCCUCAGUGUCUAGGUGGCUGAGACUAGACAAUGACUUGGAAUACGAUGAACACCUUGUUGAAGUUGAUGGGAUUCUGUACUAUCUUGCUGCUGAAGUAAUGGAACACAGUGGAUCAGUGUGGAUGAGAAAGUACAACCGGCACACAGACCAGUGGCAGGAGUGUUCACACCUGCAAGUUGGAGCAUCUUCAUACAUGGACUACAGUGAAGCUCUGGCCUGCAGUUCACACCUCUAUUUCCUCACAUGUUCAGAAGUGCAUUGCUACGAUCCGAGCAAUGACCAUUGGUGCAAUAGGACCCCGUCACCAGAACCCGUUCUUGACAUUUAUACAGCCGUUACCAUGGGAACAGAGAUUUUCUGCACAGAUAUACAUUUCACCCAGACUAUGGUGUACGACACAGAUUCAGACUACUGGCAGAAACUGUCAAGCUGGUCGAACCCAGGAAACCGUGAUAUCUGUGUUCCCAGUCUUUUCGUACUGGAGAACCAGCUACACAUAUGGUUACCCUGUUAUAGUGGUGGCGAGCAUGUUAAUGAAGAAUAUCUCUUAUAUGUGUAUGACAGAUCUGCUGAUGCCUGGAGAGACCUGAAGGCUUCUUUGCCUGAUAAGGAAUAUUAUUGGUAUGGUUGCCAGUGCCCUGUGGCACGUAUAUACGAACCUUAUCUCAAGGGGGCACAAAAGCACAUCACUUCUUACGCUUGUCAGCGUUGAUGUGCAGAAUAAUGACACAUACAGUACAGAACAGUGCAGUCUUUAAAUGCUGUAUAUUCAGUUCUCAGCUUUUGACGAAUGCCUCCUUAAUGGGGUAGAUAGACAUUGUACUUGGUUUUAUACUUAAGAAAAGUUUUGUCAUAGAAAUGAUGACUUCUUUCUUAUAGAUAUAGGACAGUUUUAUAUGUUGGACUCAUGUUCUGUAUCUCAAAUGUAUUUUUCUAUCAUUUUUAAUCAUUAGAUAUUUAGUUACUGAUAGA
Messenger RNA from Branchiostoma floridae (Florida lancelet), 2063 nucleotides. Its product is annotated as kelch-like protein 12. The transcript has 5 exons. Lineage: Eukaryota; Metazoa; Chordata; Leptocardii; Amphioxiformes; Branchiostomatidae. Gene Ontology annotation, molecular function: protein binding. The record is from RefSeq and is a predicted model, not a curated record. Bases 13 to 1803 code for a protein of 596 amino acids.